GGCGGGGCCCGAGCGGCCGAGGCCGGGCGGGGAUGGCGGGGCCGGUCCUGCUCCUCGUGCUGGCGGGGCUGCUCUGCGGGGCCUCGGCCGAGGUCAAUUUCGAGCUGGAUAAAGUCCCCCCCCAGUGCCUGGGAGAGCCGUGGCCUCUGCCCCAGGAGGUGCCCCCAACUGUGGUCACGUUGGACACAGGGCAGAGUUACGGGGACCAGGGCAGAGGCAUCGCCUUCAUCUACCACCCUUGUGCCCAUCCCCGGCUGCAGCGCCAGCUGACGUUGCUGGCCCGAGCUUGUGUGCCCAGGCCCAUCCUCGCCCCCGCUCUUGGGCUCACCCGUGAGCGGCCCCUGGCCCUGGCAGGCUGGGGGGUUGUGCUGGAGAUGGCCCGGGUGGAGCCGGGCCAGGCUGCUCACUGGCUGUGGAGGAGAAAGAGGAGAGCGCUUGCCAACACCCUUGACCCCCAACGCCACCCCACGCUGGCCUGGGGCAGGCAGCGUCUUUGCCCAGGAGAGGCCAUGCAGGCCCUGGCCACGGCCCUCACCCUCCAGCCCUGGCGCCUUCCCGGGAGAGAAGCAGUGCGAGCCCCACCCAUUUCCGCCAGCAUGGAGCAGCCCGCUCCCCCUGGGGCCAGGAGGAGGCCACCCCGCAAUGCCCAGGAGGCUACCCCCUCCCCUGCCGACUCCCUGGGGAAGACAGCGAACGCGACUGCGGUCACAGAAGCCCCCGGGCCGGCCCGACCCACUGCCCAACGGGGUGACGCCCUGCAGGCUGAGGAGGGAGAGGGCGGCAGCAAUGGGUCCAGGGCUCAGCUCCUGGGGCCGGGGAGUCGGGCAGGCUGUGUGUGCCCAGAGAAGGCCCCCCCGGCCUUUCAGGUGGCCGUGGCCCCGACCCCAGCCCCAGCCCAGCGGGCCCGGGGCUCCACCCCCCGCACCGAGGAGGCGGCCUGGGCUGCCACGGCCCUGACGUUCCUCCUGGUGGUGCUGACGCUGGCCGUGCUCUGCGCGCGCCUGCACCGCAACUUCCGCCGGGGACACAGUCUCUACUGGGAGCCGGGCCCGGCCCUGGACGGCCAGGACACCGUGGCCGCGGUGCUGAAACGACGGAUGCUCUCCGGCCCCGGGCGGCACAAGCGCUGGCGGCGCUCCCGCCAGAGACCCCUCCUGUCCUCUACCACAGACGGCGACAGCUCCGACGACUGACCGGCCUCCCCAGGGCAAGUGGGGCAGCAGAACCCCUUGGGGCACCAAACUGCCAAGGUCUGGCCCGAGGGCGAGCUGCCAACCUCUGCGAGGUCCACGGGAGGGCUAAAUGCCAUCUCCGGCGAGGGCGGGCCAAAGGGCGAGCUGCCACGUGGAAGGUGCAGGGGCGCCCCCAGCUGUCCAGCUCCGGGAGGCUCCCGGCUCCUCCCUCCGCAGGGUGGGAGGCGAGGGAAUCUGGAGGGAUUCUGGAGGGAUUCUGGAAUGAUUCCGGGCCCAGGGUGCACUCCCUGCUGGGGGCUGGCGGGGAGGAAGGGAGCUGGAUUUCCAAUUAAAUUAUUUUGGUAGAA
Ornithorhynchus anatinus (platypus) is the source of this 1540-nucleotide messenger RNA. RefSeq names its product tumor protein p53 inducible protein 13 (gene TP53I13). The transcript is spliced from 7 exons. Bases 33 to 1193 code for a protein of 386 amino acids. NCBI's taxonomy places the organism in Eukaryota, Metazoa, Chordata, Mammalia, Monotremata, Ornithorhynchidae. Gene Ontology annotation, cellular component: cytoplasm. The record is from RefSeq and is a predicted model, not a curated record.